AUGACGAUGAUGAAAAGACCUCACGAGGAAGAGUCAGAUAAUAAUGAUACAAAGAAGCUGAAACUGAGAUCAACAUACCCUUUUAUCCUCAGGAAAGAUAAUGUAACUGGCAAAUUUAUCUUUCCUGCGAUCACUAAAGAUGAUGUGAUGAACGCACGACUGUUUCUGAAAAAUAAUGAUUUGAAAACGUUUUUAGAGUAUUUUUUGCCAGUGGAAGUAAACUCCAUUUAUAUUUAUUUCAUGGUCAAGUUGUUGGGAUUCGACGUCAAGGAUAAAGAGCUAUUCAUGGCGUUGAAUUCCAACAUCACCUCCAAUAAAGAACGUAAUACCAGCACAGAGGUAUCAUCUUCACAUGCAAAGUUUGAAGAUGACGAUGAGUUAACGGACCCCUUGGAGAAAAAACAUGCUGUAAAAUUAGUUAAAGAUUUGCAGAAAGCGAUAAAUAAAGUCCUCAGUACAAGACUACGAUUACCCAACUUUAGUACCGUUGAUAAUCUUACCGCCACUUUACAUAACGCCAAGAAAAUUUUGGUUCUAACCGGUGCUGGGGUUUCAACUUCUUUGGGUAUUCCCGACUUCAGAUCUUCUGAAGGGUUUUAUUCCAAGAUCCGACACCUUGGGUUGGAAGAUCCCCAAGAUGUUUUCAACUUGGAUAUAUUCCUACAGGACCCUUCUGUUUUUUACAACAUUGCCCAUAUGGUUUUACCGCCUGAGAACAUGUAUUCUCCCUUACACAGUUUUAUCAAAAUGCUGCAAGACAAGGGCAAAUUACUAAGAAAUUACACACAGAAUAUAGAUAACUUGGAGUCAUAUGCAGGGAUAGAUCCUGAUAAGUUGGUGCAAUGCCACGGUUCAUUUGCCACAGCGUCUUGCGUGACUUGCCACUGGCAAAUUCCUGGUGAGAAAAUAUUCGACAAUAUAAGAAAUCUCGAAUUGCCAUUAUGUCCCUACUGUUACCAAAAAAGAAAGCAGUAUUUUCCUAUGAGUAAUGCAAAUAAUACGGCACAACCAAGCACGAAUUUCAAUUCACCAAUUUUAAAAUCUUACGGUGUUUUGAAACCAGAUAUGACAUUUUUCGGUGAGGCCUUACCAUCGCGAUUCCAUAAGACCAUCCGCAAGGAUAUACUAGAAUGCGACCUGCUGAUUUGUAUAGGUACCAGUUUAAAAGUAGCUCCCGUAUCUGAAAUUGUCAACAUGGUACCUUCACAUGUACCGCAAAUUCUAAUUAAUAGGGAUAUGGUCACACACGCGGAGUUUGAUUUAAACCUGUUAGGAUUUUGUGACGACGUGGCCAGUCUUGUAGCUAAGAAGUGUCAUUGGGAUAUACCACAUAAAAAAUGGCAAGAUUUAAAGAAAAUCGAUUACAACUGUACGGAAAUAGAUAAAGGUACAUAUAAAAUUAAGAAACAGCCACGGAAAAAACAACAGUAA
This is a messenger RNA of Saccharomyces mikatae IFO 1815, 1431 nucleotides long. RefSeq names its product histone deacetylase HST1 (gene HST1). Lineage: Eukaryota; Fungi; Ascomycota; Saccharomycetes; Saccharomycetales; Saccharomycetaceae. Gene Ontology annotation, molecular function: NAD+ binding. The transcript has a single exon. The record is from RefSeq and is a predicted model, not a curated record. The coding region runs from base 1 to 1431 and encodes 476 amino acids.